Messenger RNA from Colossoma macropomum (tambaqui), 2356 nucleotides. RefSeq names its product solute carrier family 66 member 2. Gene Ontology annotation, biological process: phospholipid translocation; retrograde transport, endosome to Golgi. Gene Ontology annotation, cellular component: endosome; trans-Golgi network. The record is from RefSeq and is a predicted model, not a curated record. Lineage: Eukaryota; Metazoa; Chordata; Actinopteri; Characiformes; Serrasalmidae.
GUUUUUAGCUUUCACUGCUGUUCUUCAGUACUGGAGUAUUAUUUACAUACUUAGCAUGGAGAAUUAGGAAAUAUUUCCAAGUUGUGGAAAAAGAAGGAGAGGGGCAGACGAGUGGAGGAAACAAAAACCUUUGGGACCCUGUUUGCUCAAUCACAGCCCUUCAGCAGUGACUGACAGUAAUAAUGCAAUAUGCCCAUAUGAGACCACACUGACGUAUCUGCAGUGCACACCAGUCUUGACGGCAAUGGAGAGCUCAUGACUGGGGACAUUGUCUUGGAGAAACAUCUGUUUGGCCAGACAGUGAGAGAGGAGCAGAGGACCUUAUCUCUAGGAGCAUUGCUUUUGUAUGAGUGCAGCAGCAGUGGCGACAGUGUGAGGCCUAAGCCAUGGAGUCUGAGCUGGAGGAGGAUGUGGAGAGCUCGUGGACUGUGCUGUCCUGGCUGGCCUCUUGUGUGAUGGUGUUUGGGGGGGCCGUGCCUUACAUUCCUCAGUACCAGGAGAUCCAGCGCACCGGCAACACAGAGGGAUUCUCCACCCUGGUCUGUCUGGUCCUGCUCAUUGCCAACAUACUGCGCAUUUUCUUCUGGAUUGGGAAGCAGUUUGAGCUGACCUUGCUUCUGCAGAGUGUGGUGAUGAUUCUAACCAUGUUAGCAAUGCUGCACCUCUGCUGUGCCAUCCAGAGUACCAGCCGGGUCAGCACCAAACAACACCGCAUCACAGACCUGGACCUGCGGUAUUUUUGGAGCUGGAGUGCUUUUGAGGACUAUCUGCUGUUCUGUUUCGGCUUCACGCUGCUGUGUGCCUUCGUCACUCUCCUCUUCCUGGACUGGGUGCUGUUCGUGGAGGCUCUGGGCUCGUUGGCCCUGAUGUCUGAGGCCAUGCUGGGCCUGCCUCAGCUGCUGCAGAACUACACCAACCGCUCCACCCGCGGCAUGAGCAUAAAGAUGGUGCUCCUGUGGACUGCGGGUGACAUAUUCAAGACAACAUACUUUGUGAUCAACGAGAGCCCCACACAGUUCUGGGUGUGUGGUGCUGUCCAGAUUUUGAUCGACAUCAUCAUUCUGCUGCAGGUGGGCUACUACGACCAGGACUCCAGAGUAAAACUUGGAUGACCUCUUUGACAAUUGUCUUAACUCCCAGAACUUAACUCCCAAACAAGGGCUCCUUUGUUAUGCAUGUUUUUAAUAAUGCUAGUAGAUGGACAUUUAUUUAACAUUUGUGUGUUAAGUUUUUUUAAGAUAUUUAUAUUUUUAAAUGGGUCAGUCUAAAUUCCAGUUACUGACGAUGAGUCACUGCACUAUCCAGUGCUCAACAAGUCUCAAACCAGCAGUUACUGCAUGGAGUGCUGUUACAUGCAUCACUGUCGUUAAUACUCUACCCAGUCACUCACUGUAUUUAAGAUGAUAUAUAUUCUCAAAGCUCUGCCACAAACACAGUGUCUCAUUUAUUCAUUACACACAUUUACUCCAUUCUUUGAUAAAUGACACUAACUUAUACGGAUUUAAAAAUAACUCGGCACUUGGCAAGCUGUGAGAAUAGCCCCGAGCGUUUUCAGUGCAAUUGGAGCUGGCAGGAGGUUCCAGAGUGGCUGUGCCAAAUUCAUCUGCCACAGACUGCCUGUGAUGGCCAGUUUAUCUACACUUUGGAGGGUUCCAUGGCCAAACCCCCACCCAUUCGCUCUCCAUCUUAAUAGUAUUAACAAUGCUGUACCUGUUGUGGUGAAAUAGUAAAAAGGCAGACUUAAAACAGUGGUCUCACAAUAGUCUUUAGGAUAUGAGAGUCCAUAUCAUGAAAAUAACUAUUUUUUCUAUCUUUUUUAAAAUGAAAAUUUGAUUUAGUGUAUAAAUCUUGUUAAAGUUUCAAAACAUACCAUUAUGUUCCCAGUCCAUACAGUCCAUAUAUAAAAAUUAAGCUGCGAAAAGGCCCACUUUGAAUGCAUUGUUUUUGUGAUGUCAAAGACCAUCACAUUUGCAUAUAUUCACCUGUUCAGACUAGCAGUUCAGCUACUCCCAUUCACAUAGAAGUUAUAAGGUUAGUUUCAGACCAGACUGCAUUUCAGAUGAGGUACAAUACAGAGCAGCCAAUCAGAACAGAGACUGUUUAUUUCACACCUAAAGAAACAGUAACAAAAAUAGCCUGUUUAAGUGCCAAAAAUGUAAAGAAAUGUCAUGUAUGGACCUCAGGGGAAAAAAUAAGAUAUAAGAAACAUAUUGGGUUUAGACCCUGUGUAACUAGGGAGGGUGGUGGUUUUAUUGAGCUUUUGCCCAACAAAAUCCCAGCUAAGUAAGCAGAAAUAAGAUGGUUCUUGAAGAAGUAUGCUACUCUAUUAAUGAGUUAAUAUUAGUGGCUGAUCAAC